UUGGUAACAUCCGGGGGUCGGACAAGGAUGAACGCCAAUUUCCAAGAUGGCGGCGGAGGGAGGAGGGAAGGAGAUGAACGAAAUUAAAACUCAAUUCACCACACGAGAAGGUGUCUACAAACUCCUCACUCACUCCGAAUACAGCCGCCCGAACAGGGUGCCUUUCAACUCGCAGGGCUCCAAUCCCGUCAAGGUCUCCUUCGUCAAUGUAAACGACCAGUCCGGCAACGGCGACAGGAUCUGUUUCAAUGUGGGCCGGGAACUGUACUUUUAUAUCUACAAAGGCGUGAGAAAGGCUGCAGAUCUUAGUAAACCCAUAGAUAAGAGGAUAUACAAAGGAACGCAGCCCACAUGUCAUGACUUCAACCCCCUCACAGCUACAGCAGAGAGCGUCUCCCUCCUGGUGGGCUUCUCAGCGGGCCAGGUGCAGCUCAUAGACCCAAUAAAGAAGGAAACCAGCAAACUCUUCAAUGAAGAGAGACUCAUAGACAAGUCCCGAGUAACGUGUGUAAGAUGGGUUCCUGGUUCAGAGAGCCUGUUUUUGGUGGCUCACUCCAGUGGCAGCAUGUAUUUGUACAACGUGGAAAACACCUGUGGCACCACGGCACCCCACUACCAGCUCCUUAAGCAGGGUGAAAACUAUGCUGUGCAUACCUGCAAGAGCAAAUCAGCUCGCAACCCAUUGCUGCGCUGGACAGUGGGCGAAGGUGCACUCAACGAGUUUGCCUUCUCCCCGGACGGCAAGUUCCUGGCUUGUGCAAGCCAGGAUGGCUUCCUGCGUGUGUUUGGCUUCGACGCUGCAGAGCUCCACGGAACAAUGAAGAGCUACUUUGGUGGUUUACUGUGUGUGUGCUGGAGCCCAGAUGGACGAUAUAUUGUGGCAGGAGGGGAGGAUGACCUGGUGACAGUGUGGUCAUUUACAGACUGCAGAGUAAUUGCACGGGGGCAUGGUCACAAGUCGUGGGUGAGUGUGGUGGCAUUUGACCACUGUACCACCAGCGUGGAGGACGGUGACCCCCCCGCUGAGUUCAGUGGUAGUGAUGAGGAGUUUCAUGAGCAGGUUCACUUUGGUGCGGGCAGAGACAGAGCUAACAGUGCUCAUUCUCGGCUUUCUAAGAGAAACUCUACAGACAGUAGGCCUGUUAGUGUGACCUACAGGUUUGGCUCAGUGGGUCAGGAUACCCAGAUGUGUCUGUGGGACCUAACGGAGGACAUUCUCUUCCCUCACCUCCCUUUGUCCCGCACUAGGACUCACACUAAUGUUAUGAGUGCCACAAGCCCUCCAGCCACUGGACAAACUACUACUACUACUACUACUACUACUGUAUCCACCACUAAUCCCAGUGGCACCAAUGGUACAGACAAUGCGAGCAAUAGUAGCGCCAGUGGCAACCCAGCUAACUCCCUCCCCAGCACCCUGCCUCGGUCCAACAGCUUGCCACAUUCCUCCAACCCGACAGGUGGCAGCACACCCAACAGCCACACAGGCAGCAACAGCAGCAGCACCAAGGGCAACAGCAUCAUUGAUAGUGCUUUCAUUGCCACUGGCGUCAGCAAGUUCGCAACUCUGUCAUUACAUGACUCACGCAAGGAGCGCCACGAGAAGGACCAUAAGCGAAACCACAGCAUGGGCCACAUCAGCAGCAAGAGCAGCGACAAGCUCAACCAGCUUAGCUCAACACGGACGGCAAAAGCUGAAGCAGCAAAGACUCUGGGCACGACGCUGUGCCCGCUCAUGGAGGACGUGCCGCUGCUCGAGCCGCUGGUGUGCAAGAAGAUCGCUCACGAGAGACUCACGGUGUUAAUCUUCCUUGAGGACUGUCUGGUAACAGCCUGUCAGGAGGGGUUCGUUUGCACAUGGGCUAGGCCUGGGAAAGUGGGAUUGCUAUCAUCUCAAAACAACCCAGCCAACUCCCCCAGUGGAACAGUAGUAUAGCCCCAGUGCUGGUGCUGGUAAUGACAGCUCCAUGCAACAGAGACGGGGAUGACCAAGGCCAAGGCCCUGCAGCGCUUCUUCGCACACUUGUCACACACCACAUGACCUCCAGUGUCACCUUCAUUCUCAUCACUACAACCACCCAGAUGCUCUGUUUGUGUUAUUGCUCAUGUUUAGAUAACCGAUGUUGGCCAAGCCAGGCUUAGAAACAUGACCCCCCCCCACACACACACACACACACACACACACACAACUCCCUUGUGUCUGGGUGUUUCAAAAGGCACUAUUGGAAGUAAGAGGUCAAGCUUUCGUCCAGGAGGUUUGUGGGAGGGGUUGACUGGCUCAUUGUUCCAUUUAUGGUCAUAUCAAGUCGCAUCUAGUCUAAAAAUAACAAACUCUAGAACCCAAUCCUUUGUGCCUGUAGAUCUUCAAAGACUAGAGAUGCUGUAAGCAUUGUGGUGAUGCCUCAACCUAACCUUUUGUAUGGGUUUAAUUGGACAUUCUACCUAUAUUUUGUUUUAUUAAAACAAAGUUACAGAUAAAGGGAGUAAGAUGAGGGAUAGUUUUGGAGCAGCAGCACAUCCCCAAUGCCAAGUCUUUUUCAAUUUGUCACUUCCUGGGCGAUCCCUAUGUGCAGCCCCUGUCCUCGACACCUGUUCAAGAAAGACCAGAGCUUUUUACUUCCUUUAGAAAUAUUUUAAUCAAAGGUAUCACACUUUAAAGUGUAUUUGCACAGAUUUUGUUUUCAUUCUUGUUUCUUUUUCCUAUUUUGAAUUCCUGGCGAUGGAACACAAGCGAAAUAUUUUGAAGACAGCUUUGGAAGCACUUGGGGGGGAAACGACUUGUUAUUGCCAUCUGUCUCAACGCUGGAUGCUGCAAUGAUAGUUUUUUAUAUGGAAAAAAAUUGUUUGCACUUAAUAGUUUGUUAGAGGAGAAUGGCUUUACAUUUUUGGAGUGUGUAAGGACUCCUUGACAAGGUUGAAAUAUAAAUAGAAUUAAAAAAAACUUUGUAUCUAUUGAACAUUUAUUUUAAUAUUGUUUCAGAUUAAAUGGGCUCUGUAUUAUAUGUAAAUAUUGUACUUCAAUGAUUUAUGGGUGAAACGAUCAUUAUUACAGUAGUUCAAAGAUCCUCAUUUCCGAAAAUAGUGAUAUUUCUAAUACAGAAAAUCUAUACAUAAUAUUAAAAAGAAUCUUGAAUAUGCAGGUGAAGAUGUUUCUUUUCUGUUGUACAUAAAGAGAAUUCAGGUGUAUUUUUAUUAAUUAACUGUUUGGUAUAGGAGAUGUCUAUGAAUCCUCGUAUCUAACAGGUAGUGCUGAACGCUAGCUAGCCUGCCGCUGCAGAUUCCUUUUAGAACAGGCAGGUGAGGCGCAGGCGCAGCGGUGUUAUUCAGCCAUCACUCCGAGCUCAGGUAAACCACAGGAAGACUAACGCUGGCGUAGACCCCCCACCACUAGUCCCAUCCAUCAACACGUGUGUGAAUUCACUUUAACUUACAAAUAAGACUUGACAACCAUGUUCUGCAGACAGGGCUGAAAUAUGAGUCCUUUCAUUGUGAGUAAUAAUUACAGAACUGAUGCUGAAGUUGUGAACAAACAUUUGACACUGUGUUCAACCCCGCCUGACUCCGCGCUUGAUCGUGGCGUUAAGUGCUUGAGGUGAACGUGUUUUCCAAGCACCUACGUAGGAAGACUGAGGACUUUUAACAGUGGGAGCCUUUUUCCUCCAUGUGACGCCUAUUAAAACAGCUUUGACAGAU
This is a messenger RNA of Micropterus dolomieu (smallmouth bass), 3693 nucleotides long. RefSeq names its product WD repeat domain 20b (gene wdr20b). Bases 47 to 1936 code for a protein of 629 amino acids. The transcript has 4 exons. Lineage: Eukaryota; Metazoa; Chordata; Actinopteri; Centrarchiformes; Centrarchidae. The record is from RefSeq and is a predicted model, not a curated record. Gene Ontology annotation, molecular function: protein binding.